Lizanozyma spartinae is the source of this 1356-nucleotide messenger RNA. RefSeq names its product ribosome biosynthesis protein. The record is from RefSeq and is a predicted model, not a curated record. Gene Ontology annotation, biological process: ribosomal large subunit biogenesis; ribosomal small subunit biogenesis. The transcript is spliced from 3 exons. Gene Ontology annotation, cellular component: nucleolus. Bases 1 to 1356 code for a protein of 451 amino acids. NCBI's taxonomy places the organism in Eukaryota, Fungi, Ascomycota, Pichiomycetes, Serinales, Debaryomycetaceae. Gene Ontology annotation, molecular function: RNA binding; DNA binding.
AUGGGGAAUUCGUUAGAAGAAAGGUUGAAGACUCAUUCUAGUGCCUUUAAUGGGCUUUUGUCAUUGAUUCCCGCUAAAUAUUACUAUGAUGAUGCUACUCAAGAUCAGUGGCAACAAAAGAAGAAGUCCAAACAAGAAUUAAAGCAAAACAAGAGAGCUAAACUUGAUCCAAAUUCUAAAGAAGCAGCGGACUCCUAUACUAAUGCACAUGCAAGCGCUAAAGAUGUGAUGGAUAAUAAGGCAAAGAAUGCACCUAAAGUGAGCUUACCCAAGAAGUUACCUGCUUCAAUCACAGAGGAUAGUGAUGAUGAUGUCAAUAUGGAAGUCACUAAUGAAGAAGAUGAAGAUGAAGACGAAGUUGAUAAUGAAAACGAUAACGAGGAUUCUGAACAAAUUGAUGACCCCCUUAUGUAUAAAAAGAGUCAAAUAACAUUUGAUGAAGAUAAUAUCGAUGCUAAUGAUGGGGUUGAGUUUUCAAAGCAAGUAGCUCAACAACAAAAACGUAAGAAGACUUUGAGUCCUGAAGAACAAAGAAAGAAGGAUGAGAAUUUAGCUAAAUUAAGAGAAAAGUUGUCUUCCAAGAUUAACACCAUGAAAGAAAGAAGAAAGGCUCCUGGGACAAAGGUUGCUGGAGCUCCCAAAUCCAGAGAACAAAUCCUAGAAGAAAGAAAGAAGAAAGCUGAAUUGAGAAAACGGAAGAGGGAAGAAAUGGAGAAUGAAGCCAGUGAUGAUGACCUUUCGGACUCUGAAGGAGAAGAUGAUGAAGACGACGACGAAGAAGAAGAGCAGGGAAGUGAGGUUGCUGUACAAGAUGGUGACUCAUCGGUUCUCUAUGGUAAUAUUGUAUUCAAUGAUGGUACCAGAUUGACAUCUGACUUAGGUAAGAUGAGAUCUACAAUGGAGAAGAAAUCCAAGAAGGGACCUUCCAACAAUGACGUCAAAGCACAUUUGAAAAUUCUUGAGAAUAAGAAGCGGGUGUUGGAGCAAAUGACCCCAGAAGAGCAAAUCAAACAAAAAGAAAAAGAUAAGUGGACUAGGGUUAUGGCACAAGCCGAAGGUGCAAAAAUUAAGGAUGAUGAAAAGUUGUUGAAAAAAGCUUUGAAGAGAAAGGAAAGACAGAAGUUGAAGAGUGAAAUUGAAUGGAAGGACAGAAAACAAAUGGUCAAGGAUACCAAGGCAGCAAGACAAAAGAGAAGAGACGAAAACUUAAAGGCUAGACGCGAAAACAAAGGAAAGAAGAGUAAGAACCAACCUAGAUUGAAGAAGUUUGUAGGGACUGUUCACAAGAAGAGAGCUGGUUUUGAAGGAAGCUCCAAGAGUAAAGGAGGUAGACUGCAGAAAUUUCAUAAUGCAUAA